Molecule: messenger RNA, 1837 nt
Organism: Lotus japonicus
Lineage: Eukaryota; Viridiplantae; Streptophyta; Magnoliopsida; Fabales; Fabaceae
Product: transcription activator GLK1-like
Exons: 6
Coding region: 242-1555 (437 amino acids)
Biological process (GO): positive regulation of DNA-templated transcription
Cellular component (GO): nucleus
Molecular function (GO): transcription cis-regulatory region binding; DNA-binding transcription factor activity
Source: RefSeq, a predicted model, not a curated record
UCACUCUCUCUCUCUCUCUCUGUAGCACUUCAAGAAACGAAAAGGCAAUUAAUAAAUCAUGUUAUUGAUUUGAUGCAACAAUUGUAGUUGAGUUGAGUCCCCCAUUAUUAAUAUUGCUCAGCUUUUCUGAAUUUUCAUGCACGUGUGAACACUCCUUUAAGGGGGAAAGCAUUCAUAAUGUUUUGAAAACAUCUUAUUGGAGUUUCCCUUUUCAUUGUUAUUCGAAGGCUUUUGAGGAUUGAUGCUUGUAGUGUCACCUUUGAGGAGCAACAAAGAUGAAAACCAAGAGGAGAUGGAGAGCUUUUCCUUUGGAAUCUCAAACGGCGGUUGUGGUGGUGGUGGUGACGAGUUUGGUGACUUUUCUGAGGGGAAUUUGUUGGACAACAUCAACUUUGACGACCUCUUCACUGGCAUCAGCGUUGACAGAGAUGCCUUGCCAGAUUUGGAGGUGUACCCGGAGAUGUUCGCCGAGUUCUCCCUCAGUGGCGGGGAGGAUUCGGAGAUGAACUCGUCGGUGGAAAACAGCAAAACUCAUGAUAAUGACGACAAGAAUUUAAAGAAAUGUGAUGAAGAUAAAACAACUUCUUCGAGUUCAGCAGGUUGUGGGCGAGGGGAGGAGAUAGUGAGCAAAAGGGAUGAAUCUAUGGUGGUGAAUCCAUCACCAAAGGAUGGUGAUGGAAAAGGAAGAAAAUCAUCAGCUCAAACAAAGAAUAAUCUUCAAGGGAAGAGAAAAGUUAAGGUGGAUUGGACACCAGAAUUGCACAGGAGAUUUGUGCAAGCUGUGGAACAGCUAGGAGUGGAUAAGGCUGUGCCUUCAAGGAUUCGGGAGAUUAUGGGAAUCGAUUGUCUCACUCGCCAUAACAUUGCCAGCCAUCUUCAAAAAUACAGAUCCCAUAGAAAACAUUUGCUAGCACGUGAAGCUGAAGCAGCAAGUUGGAAUCAAAGAAGACAAAUGUAUGGUGUAGCCGGAGGAGUGAAGAGAGAGGUGAGUCCUUGGUUGGCACCCACAAUUGGUUUCCCUCCCAUGACACCUCCUCCAAUGCACCAUUUCAGACCCUUACACGUAUGGGGGCAUCCAUCUACGGACCAGUCCUUCAUGAACAUGUGGCCUAAACAUCCACCACAUUCACGGCCAUCGCCACCACUGCCGCUCCCAUGGGUACCGACGGCCACUUCCCCAGCACCCCAAGACCCUAAGUUUUGGCACGCUCAACACCAACAGACUCCAAACGCUCCAAUCCCAGGAACAGCUUGCUUCCCACAACCUCUGACAGCAGCGAAAUUUGGAUGUCCGCCGGUUCCCGGAAUCCCACCGCCGCUGCAUGCCGUAUACAAAACAGAUGUCCGCCGCCACCGCCGCGUCCCUGCUCCUGCUGGACCCAUCUUGAACUUACAUCCGUCAAAGGAGAGCAUAGAUGCAGCAAUUGGAGAUGUUUUAUCAAAACCAUGGCUGCCGCUACCACUUGGACUCAAGGCUCCAGCGCUUGACAGUGUGAUUGGUGAAUUGCAGAGACAAGGAGUUUCCAACAUUCCACCCUCUUGUGAAGGUCACUAAACCCUAAUUCGACGACUUCUCAAUUCUCACCCAUUAGAUUUUGCGCAUUAUUGCGCAAUGCAUGGGUGAUUCAUUUCUUCUUCUUUUGCUUUUCAAGUUCAAAAGGGGCAAAUAAAAUAAACCUUUAAUUAAGAAUUAAUUUCUAAUUUCAUGUGUAAUUAGUGCAUGACUUAAUGCAGUAGACUUGGUCAUCAUUAGUCAUUUUAUGUAUGUACUUAACCCUAUGAUUUUGUACUAGUCAUGGUAUGAGACUAGGAAUCUUAAUAAAAUACUUUCAUAAAA